UUUCCAACUGCCAAAGCAAAUUUCCAUUCUACUGGGUAGGUAUACCCAUCUCGACUUUUCCUGAAAAAAGAAAGAAAAAGUUGCUUACAGUAUUGAAAUCUCUUCUUCUUUUCGAUGACUGCUGCAAGGAUUCAUGGCAUAUCAAAAUUUGGAUUUUCUGUGUAUCAAAAGCAAACAUCCUUAUCUUCUAUUGGUGGAAUGUGCUAGUUCUGCAUUUGCAUAUUAAAUUUGAGGAAGUGUGGUUAUAGCGGGAACCGGGAGGGUGGUUUUCUUGUGUCAAAUAGUAACAGAUUACUGGUUGCCACACAGUCAAGACAGAAGGAGAGAAACUUAAAUAAAAUAAAAGCUUUCUGAUCAUCCCCUCGAAUAUAGAAAAUCAUAGAUUUGAUGAAGGGCACACCAUUUGUUGCAACCAAUUUAUGUUGACUGGGUUUGACGGGUAUUCUCUGUUCUUCUACAUUUCUUUUUAACACCGUAAAGUCUACUAGCAGAGCAGGUAAUAUGUGGCCCCAAAACCUAGGGGUGGAGACCACAGGAACUGUCAGUUGGACAGUCUUUAGUUCAAGUAUAUUUGUGCUUGUUGCUCUUGUUCUCUCCAUUUAUUUAAUAUUCGAGCAUCUAGCUUCCUAUAAUCAGCCUGAGGAACAGAAGUUUUUGAUUGGCAUCAUUUUAAUGGUUCCUGUUUAUGCAUUGGAAUCAUAUGUGUCACUAUUGGAUUCUAGUGCUUCAUUUAAUAGUGAAGUUAUCCGGGAAUGCUAUGAAGCUUUUGCAUUAUACUGCUUUGAGAGAUACUUCAUAGCUUGCUUAGGUGGUGAGGACAAAACAAUUCAAUUUAUGGAAAGUUUGAGCGUAAGGGACUCUAGCAUUCCUCUUCUAAAAGAAGCAUAUGCAUAUGGAGUUGUAGAGCAUCCAUUUCCCUUAAAUCUCAUCUUAAGGGAUUGGUAUCUUGGUCCUGAUUUCUAUCAAUCUGUGAAAAUUGGCAUUGUACAAUAUAUGAUACUGAAGAUGAUCUGUGCAUUGUUGGCAAUGAUCCUCCAGUUUUUUGGGGUUUAUGGAGAGGGGAAGUUUGAAUGGAAAUAUGGGUAUCCCUACUUGGCACUUAUUCUUAAUUUUAGUCAGACAUGGGCCCUAUAUUGCCUUGUACAGUUCUAUUCUGUCAUUAAAGAUAAGUUGAAACCAAUCAAACCAUUGGCAAAGUUUCUAACUUUUAAGUCAAUUGUCUUCCUGACAUGGUGGCAAAGUGUGGCUAUUGCAUUUCUUUUUUAUGUGGGAGCACUUAGGGGGUCGUUGGCUCAGGAGUUGAAAACACGGAUACAAGACUAUAUCAUCUGUAUAGAGAUGGGCGUGGCUGCUGUUGUGCACCUUUAUGUCUUCCCUGCCGUACCUUACAAAAGGGGAGAGAGGUGUGUCCGUAAUGUAGCAGUGAUGGCUAACUAUGCAUCUCUAGGAACAGCUCCUGACCCUGAGGAGAUUCGAGACUCUGAGCGCUCAACUAGAAUGCGGCUGGGAGGACAUAAUGAGCCAAAAAAGCCUAUGAAAAUCACCCAUAGUGUUCGGGAUGUGGUUGUUGGAAGUGGUGAAAUUAUUGUUGAUGACAUGAAGUUUACGGUUUCACAUGUGGUAGAACCUGUUGAAAGGGGUAUUGCAAAGAUUAACAAAACCUUCCAUCAGAUAUCAGAAAAUGUGAAACGCCAUGAGGAGCGUACGAGAAGCACCAAGGAUGAUAGUUAUCUUAUUCCCUUACAUUCACGAACAGAAGAAUAUUCUGACGUUCAUGAUACUCUUGAAGGAAGUGUCAGUGAUAGUGGCUUGCCCAGUGGGAAGCGACAGCAUCUCCAAUCCAAAGCAACAGCCACCAGAAUUAGAAGAUAGUGUUUAACAGUUCGAAGUAUUUAGUCUUGUACAUAUAGAACAUUUCAAGUUGACUUCGACGUGAAAUUUUGAAAUACGUCGAUGUAAUUCGGUGAAUUUACUAAAAUUUAGAUUGAGAUGUCUAACAUCAGGUAACGAAAGAGGUAUUGACAUGUGGGUCCGAAUAUCAGGUAACAAUAGUACCCGCAUUCGGCAUAACGAAACCAAUGCAUCUUUUUUAAUGCAACUGGAAGUAGUUGAAAUUAUAACUUUAUGAUAUUACGUUGAU
This is a messenger RNA of Gastrolobium bilobum, 2140 nucleotides long. RefSeq names its product protein LAZ1 homolog 1-like. Lineage: Eukaryota; Viridiplantae; Streptophyta; Magnoliopsida; Fabales; Fabaceae. The record is from RefSeq and is a predicted model, not a curated record. The transcript has 9 exons. Gene Ontology annotation, biological process: transport. Gene Ontology annotation, molecular function: transporter activity. The coding region runs from base 502 to 1872 and encodes 456 amino acids.